Spinacia oleracea (spinach) is the source of this 2737-nucleotide messenger RNA. RefSeq lists its product as uncharacterized. The transcript has 4 exons. NCBI's taxonomy places the organism in Eukaryota, Viridiplantae, Streptophyta, Magnoliopsida, Caryophyllales, Amaranthaceae. The record is from RefSeq and is a predicted model, not a curated record. Bases 580 to 2631 code for a protein of 683 amino acids.
CCCAACUUCCAAGACCCCACUCAAGUCACGAGUCUCCACACGUGCUCAUGCACAAGAGAAUUUGAACCAUCGCCCUCUCCUCUCAUACUUCUCAGUUCUACAGUCACUAUAUUUUUGGCGCUCUUUUACUAUCCCCUUUUCUCACGCUUUCCAGUGCCCUACCGUCGCCGCCACUCUCGCCCGUUCAUCUCCGCCGCAACUCUCACCAGUUCAUCUCCGCCGCCGCUUUUCUUCCCGUUUCACUUCCGCCGUUCACCUCUGAGAACAGAACUAUGAACUACAGAGGAAACAAAUUAUGGAUAUUAUACGCUUGAACUGAAGAUUGUGGAAAGCUACAUUUUUCUCAGGUGUUCGGUCUUGAUUUUGCACGUAAUUAAGAGAAAUUAAAGGCUGAAUUAAACGCGUAAUUAAGGAGUUUGCAUCACAAGCUCAGUGCCAUGCCCUUCCGCCGGAGCCACUCCCUUCCGUUCAUUCCGUCACCGCUCUUUCUGCUUCACUUCCGCCGCAGCAACUCUCCCGUUCACCUCCGUCGUCGCUCUUGCUGCUUCACUUCCGCCGCCGCCGUUUAUUCUGGAUGUGAUGGAAGACACUGAAUCAAACAAAAUGAAACCGGAAAAUUCCAUAAGGUCUAUGUUUGAAAAGAAAUUUAAAGCUAUGCAGACAUCUGCUGCUUCGCCGAAUACUACUCGAGAGAGUGAUGGAAAGUCCUCUUCUUCUUCACCUCAAAAUACACUUCAAAUUGAAGCAACUAGAAUGGAAUCUGGUAGUUUGAGUGCUCGUAAAGAACCACCGGCCAAGAACGGUCAGCUUGUUAAUACUGAUUUCGAUGCUUGCUUGGCCAUUUCCAUUAAAUGUUUAAGGUUUCUUCUGGGUAAAGGGCUGGAAUUUAUUGGUCAGGAUGAUCUCGGGCUAUGGGCUAUGAAUAACGAGGAGAAUUUUACUGAACUUCUCAACUUUUUAGCUACACAGAAUGAAGAAUCUAGACAGGCUGUUUCAGAAAAUGCUAUGGAAUGCUUGCAGAUUACACCCUUUGAACUUCAGAAAGAUCUCAUCAGGGCUUGUGCCAAAGCAACAACUAAGCUCAUUGUUCAAGACCUUGGUGAUGACUACUUCGGAAUAAUAGUUGAUGGGUCUCGUGAUAAAGACUAUGAAUAUCAUUUGUCUCUCUAUCUGCGUUAUGUUGAUAAAAAGGGCAUGGUAAUAGAACGAUUUCUGGGCAUUGUGCGUGUUGAUGAUUUCACUGCUGUGUCAUGUAAGGCUGCCAUUGAUUCUUUGCUUAUGGAGCAUUCUCUGAAUCCAUGUAAGAUUCGUGGGCAGAGCUACAACGGGGCUAAUGACUUGACUGGUAACUUCAAUAGUGAUAUUAUUGGACUUAAGAAUUUGAUUAUGAAAGAAUCUCAAUGUGCAUACCAUUCACAUUGUUUCUCUCAUCCACUUCACUCGACACUUGCAAAUGCUGCUGGGAGCUGUGACGAUUGUAUUAUAGUGUUUAUGACACUCGCUGAUUUACUAGGCCUGGUUAAGGGUUCCUGUACACGAGAAGAAAUGCUUCAGGAAACUCAAGCUCAAGAAGUUUUAGAGGCAUUGGGAUCUUGUGAACUUGAGAUUAGAAAAUAUGCGAUUGAAGAGUUUGGCUUACAUAGACCUUAUAGUUGGUUGGAAUAUGAUCACUACAAAACCCUUUUGCAUGUUGUUACCUUGUUUACCACGAUUGACAAGGUCCUUGACUUGAUUGCAGUGAUCUCGAGUGCGGAAUACCGAGGCAAAGCUAGAACUAUUCUGUUCUCAUUUUUUUCAUUUGAAUUUGUUUUUGUUGCACACUUGAUGGUGGCCAUAUUUGGGUACACAAAUGCGCUUAAUCUUGCUUUGCAAAGAAGGGAUCGAGAUCUUGGUAAUGUUGUAUCUCUUGUCUCUGUGGUUAAGAAUCAAUUGCAAAGAAUGAGAUCAGAUCAGGGAUGGGAAAAACUCAUCAAUGAAGUCUCCUCAUUUUGUGUAAGGAAUGACAUUGAAGUUCCUGAUAUGAGUGCUGAUUAUGAUCCGGUUGGAAGAUCAAAGCGUUUUUAUAAACCCUCCACAAAUCUUGAUCAUUUUCGAGGUGAUGUAUAUUUUAGUGUCACCGAUAAACAACUUCAAGAACUUAACAAUUUGUUCGAUGACACAAAUACGGAAUUGCUUUCUUGUAUGGCUUGCUUGAACCCAGCCAAUUGCUUUUCUUCUUUUGACAAGCAAAAGUUGAUCAGACUUGCUGAGUUUUACCCUGGGGAGUUCUCUGCUGUUGAUUUGAAGAGCCUUGAAAUUCAACUUGAUAUGUUUAUUGCUGACAUGAGAAGUGAUGAUAGAUUCAGAAAUUUGAAGGACCUUGCGGAGCUUUCAGUGAAACUCGUGGAAACAAAGAAGGAUGAAUUCUACUCAAAUGUGUAUUUGCUUCUGAAGUUGAUGUUGAUUCUCCCUGUUGCAAAUCCAAGCAUCGAGAGAACAAUUUCAGGUAUGAACUUUGUGAAGUAUAGGUUGCUGAAUAGUGUAGCUGAUCAACAAGUAUAUGAUUCCUUGACCACUUAUGUUGAGAGAGAGGUUUUUCCUCUAGUUCUUGAUGAUGAUAUCAUUAGUUGGUUUAAAAAUAUUAAGACUUAGUCAGGAUUAGCUAUGCAUAUUACGUUCAUGUCCUUAUUUGUAAUGUUUAAGAAAUUAGUUUUAAACUUUUAAGUUGUAUGGCAGUAAGUACAGAUCUUAAGUUUGA